AUGGAGAAACUUGAGCACUUUGAUCAUUAUCAUCUGCUCCACCUUGUCCAUAUGCAAUGGAACAAAAAAAAUGAAAACUCUGACGACGAGGAAGAGGAAGAUGAAGAUGAAGACGAAUUUGUGGAGGAAACUACCCAAAGUAGUUAUGGAGAAUGCAAGAUGUGUAGGGAACCAAUCUAUUCAUUUCAAUUGUGUUACUACAAGUGCAUGCAAUGUGCUGCUGAUUACUCUCUGCACAAAUUCUGUGCAGAACUGCCUGUAACCUUAGAAAACCAUCCAUCACAUCCAAGCCACAAUGUUUUCAAUUUGGAUCAUGAUGGCGGUGACAAAUUGAGAUGUGAUGUUUGCCAUCGUAACCAAAUGUUAUUUUAUUACUAUUGUCCCACCUGCUUCUUCAAAAUGGACAUGAUUUGUGCAACUAUACCAAAGCAAAAGAUGGACCACCCAAGUCACCCUCACCAACUCCAACGUAUGUCGAAACUGAUGGUAUCCAGCUGUGAUGCGUGUGGUAAUGAACACAAAGGGACCUUCUACCAGUGUACCACUUGUUUUCAGUUUUGGAUCCACGUAGAUUGUGCGUUGUUGCCCAAGAAGUUGCAGAUACAAGACACUACCGGUGGGAUUUUUACUCAUUCUCAUCCCCUGACCCUUGCCUAUUCCCUUCCGUCUCUUGAAAAAGAAGCUAGAUUCGAUCCCAGAUGCAGAGUAUGUGGUGGAGACUUGGAUAAUUCCUUGUGGCAUUACAGAUGCGAUAAAUGUUGGUACUACACCCAUGUUGAUUGUGCAACCUCAAAGAAAGAUGUGUGGUCUACAAGUCUUGCCAAAACUUCAAAAAAUUUCGAAGACAAGGAUCAUCCUAAUCUGUUGCGUCUACCAUUUAUUGAUGAAAGUGACAACCUUCUAAAGCACAGUUUCUUUAAUCAAAAGGACCACCAGCUUAUUCCAGAUGAAACAAAUAAGGAUGGAAAAAUUAUGCUUAACCAUGCUAGCCAUCAACAUCCACUGAUUUUAUUGGAUACAAAUACAUCCCAACUGAUCGCUGCAGAUAAAUCCCUUUCUCUCCACGACCCGAUGAAAAGAAAUCAACUUUUAUGUGACGGAUGUGUCAGACCAAUCAUGACCGUGCCAUUUUACAGAUGUAGUAGAAGUUCUCAACUAGAAUGUGGUUUUGUUCUUCACAAGUGGUGCGCCGACCUACCGUCCAGAUUACAUGACCACCCAGACCAUCCCAAACAUACCCUUGAUCUCAUGAUGCCACACGUUCGUGAAAAGUUCUAUGGUGUGUUUGACUGUGCCAUUUGUUGGUUACCUUCGAAUGGAUUCGCGUAUGGAUGCACAACAUGUGCAUAUUAUGUUGAUAUCAAUUGUGCAUUCAUACCCGAAGAAAUCACACAUGAAGCUCAUCCCAACCAUAUUCUUUCUAGAAUAGAUACUAAAACAGUGGUGUAUUCAAGAUAUUGCAAUGCAUGCAAUAGAAAAAUGGAUUAUGGAUGGGGAUUCGGUUGUCGCUCUUGUGACUUUUGUGUGCAUACAAAGUGUGCGUUCUUAUUGCCUAGCAUGAUCAGGCACAAGCUCGAUAAACAUACUACAUUGAAUUUAAGAUACGGACCAGUCGAGAACCACAUUAGUGAAUACUUUUGUGAAGUUUGCGAGAAUGGACUCAACCCCACCCAGUGGUUCUAUCAUUGCAGUAUAUGUGCUCAGUCUGUCCAUGCUGUUUGUGCGCCCUUAAUACUUGAAUAUGAGCAAUAUUCGAGUUACAAAGGUGGUGUCUUCAGCUAUAUCAAUGUCAAAUCUGGUGGAACACUUUGA
Molecule: messenger RNA, 1812 nt
Organism: Erigeron canadensis
Lineage: Eukaryota; Viridiplantae; Streptophyta; Magnoliopsida; Asterales; Asteraceae
Exons: 2
Coding region: 1-1812 (603 amino acids)
Source: RefSeq, a predicted model, not a curated record